This is a messenger RNA of Musa acuminata AAA Group (dessert banana), 1470 nucleotides long. RefSeq lists its product as uncharacterized. The record is from RefSeq and is a predicted model, not a curated record. The transcript has a single exon. Gene Ontology annotation, molecular function: protein-folding chaperone binding. Bases 1 to 1470 code for a protein of 489 amino acids. NCBI's taxonomy places the organism in Eukaryota, Viridiplantae, Streptophyta, Magnoliopsida, Zingiberales, Musaceae. Gene Ontology annotation, biological process: protein folding. Gene Ontology annotation, cellular component: plasmodesma.
AUGGACAGUCCCUUCUUAUUCUCAGAAGACCCUUGGAUCACCGCCGGUUUCCGCCGAGAUCAACCCCGUCACCCCGGUGCUUCGACGUUUUCACCGGGAGAGAGAGAUAUAGACUUGGACAGUCCCUUCUUCUUCUCAGAAGACCCUUGGAUCACCGCCGGCCGCCGCCGAGGGCAACCCCGUCACCCCGUUGCUUCGACGUUUUCACCGAGAGAGAGACAUAUAGACAUGGACAGUCCCUUCUUAUUCUCAGAAGACCCUUGGAUCACCGCCGGCCGCCGCCGAGAGCAACCCCGUCACCCCGGUGCUUCGACGUUUUCACCGAUAGAGAGAGAGAUAGACAUGGACAAGCCCUUCUUCUUCUCAGAAGACCCUGGGAACACCGCCGGCCACCACCGAGAGCAACCCCGUCGCCCCGCAGCUUCGCCGGCGGUGAACGACCCGGUCUUCUCUGUCCCCGUUUGCUUCGGAUCCGACUUGGCGGCCGCUGCCAAGAAGCCAGCGACGGCGCUCCCCUCGAAGGCGACGAGGUCGUCCGCGGCCGUCGCUAUCCAGAGGGUCCUCCGGGGCCACCUGGUGCGGAAGAACGUGAGGGUCGUCUCCAGGCUCGCGGCGGAGUUGGGCGAGAUAGAGCAGAUGGUGCGGUCCGGAUUGGAGCGGCUGCUUGCGGAGCCGAAGGAGCGGCUGCGGGUGAGCGAGAUGCUCAUGGCGUUGCUCUUCCGUCUUGAUUCCGUCCGCGGUGUCAGGGAGUACCGGAAGAAGGUGAUCCGGAGAGUCAUCUCGCUCCAGGAGUUCCUAGAUUCCGUCUUCAGCCAAACACAAACCCUUGAAUCACCAAUUCCGGCAGAGACGCACGGAGAGAUCCGUGAUCGUGACGCCAUUUUGGAAGAGGUUGGCAAGAUGCCUCAGGAUGACAACGCCGAGGAAGAGACGGCUUCUGGCUCCAAAGAUGUCUCGGUUCAAGAAAGCGAUCCGGACUCUAACCAAGACCCUAUCUUGGCCGUCGUCAAACAGGUGUCUGAUGCAUCUGACGAGAGCUUCGAAACCCUAGUUUUGACCGACGACCUCAAGAAAGAAGAAGAGAAGGCAGUGAUUGAAGACUUUGUUGUACUAUCCAUGGAAGAACCCAUCGAUCCGUCUCAAAUGCGAUUCGAUUCCGCGGCUAACCCGGAGAAAGCUGCCGUCGCUGAUUUAAUAGAACAAGAGAACACGGAGGCGGCUGCAGGGAUCUCGACAACAAUCGCUGAAGCCGAGACAGGGGCAGCGAGGCCGCACAUGAGCGAGACGGUCGAUGUGCUGAAGAAGGUGAUGGCGGAGACGGAGAGGCUGCAGGGCCUGGUAGCGGCGUUGUGUGAGCAGAACACGCAGCAGUGCAUGCUGAUGACAGAUGUGGUGGAGAGGGUCGAGCACUUGGAGCGGGCAGUAAAGACCAUGCGUGAGAAGAAGAAGAUUGGUGCUGCUAAGUGCUAA